Messenger RNA from Gryllus bimaculatus (two-spotted cricket), 5389 nucleotides. The record is from the annotation of a GenBank genome assembly. NCBI's taxonomy places the organism in Eukaryota, Metazoa, Arthropoda, Insecta, Orthoptera, Gryllidae.
AUGUGCGUGCGCGUGCGCGUGCGCAGGGACCCGCUGCAGGAGGUGUGCCGCACGAUGCGCCGGCAGAUCAUCUCGCGCGCCUUCUACGGCUGGCUGGCGUACUGCCGGCACCUGCGCACGGUGCGCACGCACCUGGCCGGGCUGGUGCACGAGGCGAUCGUGGCGUCGCAGGGGCUGGCGCUUGCCGACGCGUCGCAGGGGCUGUCGGCCGAGCGCUGGCAGCGCAUGCACCAGGAGGGCGGCGGUCGCGUCACCGACGCCCACGAGGCGUGGCCGUACCUGCUGGGCCACUACCAGUUCGGCAGCACCCCUGAGGAGCGGCAGGCGCUGGACCGCGAGACGCACCAGGGCUACGAGACCACCAUGAGCGAGUGGCUGGCCGUGGAGGCCAUCGUGCGGCAGCGCGACAAGGAGGCCAUGGCUGCCAACCUGGCCAAGCUCAGCUCCGAGAGCACCUCCGGCGACGUCCCGCCCACGCCCGCGCUGCAGCAGGAUCUCAGCAACGACGACAACCUGAGCUCGCUGUCGGACGAAGACGUGGUGGAGGGCGAGGAGGGCCGCGAGCGACCGCGCGGCCCGCCCAACUCCGUGGACAGCAUGAGCCGUGAAGAGGAGCUGCAGAACCUGCGCAACCACCGCGAGGAAAGCGGCGCCCUCAGCCCCGCACGCAGUGUAUCUGCGAGUUCUGCACAAAGUGGAGGUCAGCCUGUCAUCAGAGGAUCACAUCCAAAGUCAACACCUACCAUCAACGGACACAGCCAUUUGGAUAAGCUUGGUCUCAUUUUGCAGAACAAAAGAUCGACUUCUCCAGAUGAAGGUGUUGUUGAAGAUGCAGUUACUGAUAGUCCGACUAGUCAAAAUUUUGAUGAUUCAAGUGCUAAAACUCGAGGCCAGAGUAAAUCAAGCGAAAGUUCAGAAGCGCUAUCUACAGUUAUUGUUACCACAAACCCAUCUGUUGAUAGUGGUCAUCAAUCAGAACCUUGUACAGAAGAUAAUAUUGGUGAACGUCAGUUAACACCACCAGCAGAAGAGAAAGAAGGCCAUGAUACAUUAGGAAUUGCAGAAACUGAAGGAGAAGGAGCAAGUGCGGGUUCCAGAUCCACUUGCAUCUCCCCUGCCAGUUCACAAGGCGGCGUUUAUCCAAAUGAAUUAUUGGAUACCUUUGGCUUAAAUCUUCAUCGCAUAGAUAAAGAUGUACAACGUUGUGAUCGCAAUUAUUGGUACUUCACACCACCUGAAAACCUUGAUAAAUUACGCAAUGUUAUGUGCACGUAUGUGUGGGAGCAUUUAGACAUUGGUUAUAUGCAAGGCAUGUGUGAUUUAGUGGCCCCAUUGCUAGUAAUUUUUGAUGAUGAAGGACUAACAUACUCAUGUUUCUGUCGUCUCAUGGAACGAAUGGGGGCAAAUUUUCCAAAUGGUGGAGCAAUGGAUGCACAUUUUGCCAAUAUGAGGUCAUUAAUUCAAAUCCUGGAUGCUGAAAUGUAUGAACUAAUGCAUCAAAAUGGAGAUUAUACACACUUCUAUUUCUGCUACAGAUGGUUCUUACUUGAUUUUAAAAGAGAACUACUGUACGAUGAUGUUUUCAGUGUCUGGGAAACAAUCUGGGCUGCCAAACAUGUUGCUUCAAGUCACUUUGUACUCUUUAUUGCAUUGGCACUGGUGGAAUGCUACAGGGACAUUAUUCUUAGUAACAGUAUGGACUUCACAGAUAUUAUAAAAUUUUUCAAUGAGAUGGCAGAACGACAUGAUGCGAAAGCAGUGCUGUCACUAGCCAGAGAUUUAGUUCUUCAGUUACAAAUGGUAAUAGAAAAUAAGUGAAGAGGUGAGAUAAAAUACCAAGUCUAUGUUCCAUGUUUGAUUAAAAAAGAAUGUGGAAAAUCAUCUUCCGAGUUCUAAUACCAAAGUUUCAUAUUGUUGUUGUACUGUUUCAUUCAGCUAUCUUGGAAAAGCAGUGAAAAAUUCUUAUGAUUCAGUGGUAUGAUCCACAGAAUGUUGUUAUUGUUGAUGACAAUCUUCCUUCCAUGAAAUGCUAUUUAUGGAAAAAUUAAAUCACAUCAAAAACUUCCUUAAUUACCCUUUAUUUCAAGCUUAUUUUUCUUAAAGGAAACUGGUGGGUUCAAUGUCUGAGGAUAAGAGACAUUGCAAGAUCCCAAUUAAAUAAACAGAUUAUCCUCACUCCCAAACUCUGCAAAAUCUUAAUUCAUGAAGCAUCAGAAAUUAGUAUUCACAGCUUUUUGAAUUUGUUUACAUUCAAGAUGUAAUUGUUUUGCCUGUCUCAUAGUUUCAAGCAGUUGUUCUGUUCCCAAAUGCAUUUAUUAGUGCAUUGUCUGUCAAAAUUACAGGGCAGAACAUUUUUAUUCUGUAAUAGAAUGUAUGAAAUAACACUGUAAAAUUAGAUGAAUUCAUGACAGGUAAAAAAAUAAUUACAUAAAAUAUAAUAAUUUCCUUCAAGCAUUGCAACCAAAACUCUGAGUACACAAUUUAAUGACUAUGAAUAAGGAAGAAUCUAUUAUUAUUCAGGAAGCAUUACUUUUUUUUCUAAUGAAUAAUAUUGCGUUGAGUUGGUUAUGAUUUUUUUAAGUGCUUUCACAAACACAUUUUUUAACUAACACUUUUUUCAUAAACAGAUAUUUAUUUCAGAAUCAUUUUGCUACAAAUUAUUUUAUAUCAUUGUGACUAUGGUUAAGAAAAAUAAAAUUUUAUAAUGUUGCAUCGUGAAAAGAGCCAACAGUAGGAUGUACAUGUAGAGACGCAUUUUAUUACAUAUUAAGUUUUGGAAAUAUUAUUUCGUAAUGUCCAUGUUUUUAAAGAAUGUAGGUGACUAGAGCCAGUUUUCAUCUCUAUUGGCAGAAUUACAUUUUGAAGUCAGAUCGACACUAAAUGACUAAUAUCUUUUGAAUUAAUGAAAGUAAAUGUUGGAUGAUUUGACCUAAGUUUUGCAUUAUUUCUCCCUUUUAUUUGUCACACAUAGAAAGUAAUCAUUAAGUAUUAUAUUCAAUUUAUAAUCAAUCAAAUUUUUAUAUCAUUAAAAUGAUAUAUACAAGAUGAAAUUGUUAAAAUCAUCUGCAAGAUCAUAGUGGUUUGAAACAGUGGGCAAUGUUAUGAACUUGUUAUAUUGUAUAAAUAGAUUAAAAGACAAUGAAUAUUUCAUUAAAAUAUGUAUAUAUUUUGAAUGUUCUUAAAAUAUAUUGUUAUACAUGUGUAAAUACAGAUUUAUAAAUACUUAUAUUUAAUGGUACAAAUGUCUGGAAGGACAGAUAAAGAGUGAUGGGAAAAGAAUGAAUUGUCUGUGAUUCAAGAAACUACUUUACAACUGAAAUAGGUAAUGAUAUUUCUGUCCAGUUUACUUGCAAUGCUGCAACAUUGAGGUAACAAAUUUCAAAUUUUUUUGAUGAGAGUCCAAGUGUUUUCAAAAAUAUUUGUUUGAUGUUUUAUGUAGGUAAUAACCAAGAUGCAAGUGAAAAGGAAAUAAUUAUGUUUUGUUUUUAAUGCAGACUGUUGUAUAAAAUGAGUAGACUUUGUUUUCUCUCAUUUGAUCUCUAAUGUUGGAAACCAAAAUCUUAUAUAAACAUUUCAUUUUAUUAUUUUGUAUAAGACAAUAAUUUUAUGUUAGGGCAUGCUCCCUCAUUCAUAAUCAAAUGUCUUAUUUAAUGUUCAAGAAAUUAUUUAAUUCUCAAUUAUAGACUUGCAAACAUUUGGGUGGACGGCAUCGAGAGGCGGUGGUCCCCCUGAAAAUUUUGUAAGAGGCCCCAUUGCCCUACAUAAUACAUUUUAUUUCUGUUAAUAUGUUCAGUCCAUGAUUUUCCCCUGUUUAACCUGACAAUUUGGGGAUUAGUUAUAUGACAUUUAAUGAAAAGGUCCUCCAAACCAUCUGGAAACCUUGUACAAGGUUCAUCAUUAUUUCAAUUGCAUUUAUUAAUUGUAUCAUUAUAACUACAAUUUCAUUAAGCUUGAAGUAUGUUUCAUUUAUUUAAAGUUUUUUUCUAUUGUAUUUCUUUUUCUAUGGUAUAAGUAAAUAAAAAAGUUUUAUGGAAAGGAAGCCCAAAAAUGUAUUCAUCACCCUCUUGUUUAAGGCUCCACGAACCUGUUUUCAACUAAAUGUAACUGUAAUUAAAAUAUUUUAUGUUCGUGUCAAGAGAGCUAUUUCAAUAAAAGAGGUUUUUGUUGCAAUGCAAACCUCUUAUUUUGUUAUUAGUGAAUAAGUCAUUUAAUACUAUUACAUACUUCUGGUCUAAUUUUAUCAAAAAAUAAAAUUAUGAAUCCAGAUACAAAAUAAUUUUCUUAUGAUUUAGAAAAUGGCAACUCUAUCAUGCAAAUUUAUGAUAGUAUGAAUGUUGCUUACAAAGUUGCAUUAUUGUUCAUAAAGAUAAGUUGAUUAUCAUGAAGUACUUUCUGUUAAAAUCAUUUUUAUUAAAGUCAUUAUUAAAAACCUCUUAUUAAAACAUGAAAUAAUGACCAAUAAUUUCUCAAGAAGUCUACUUGUUUGUAUGAGUAUUAAAUAAAAAAACACAAUUGACAGAGGGAUUAAAAUAUUGCCCAUUUGAAAGCAUUUAAAUGUGAUUGAGUUGAUAUCCAUAAUGAAGACUGAUGGUUAUAAUAAAUCUUAUUUUCCUUCCAUACUAGUUUCUACCCAGUGAGAAUUGCUGAACGCAACUUCAUAUCAAAACUCAAGGGAUAUUAAUGAAAAUUGCAUGGAAAUGUAUAAAAUAUAAAUGAUUUGGAGGAAAAGAGUGUUCUUGUGAAUAGCUUCCCUAUUUUCUUUAGGCUGUCUUAAUGUAUGAAUGCAUGGUGUACUUGACUAUACAUAUACAACUUUCUAAAAUAAGAAUUUCAUCAAUUUGUCUAACAAAGAUGUUAUAAUUUAAAUAUUGCUGUGUUAUUUUCAUAGUGCUGUGGUAAUAUAAAUAAGUCCUAAAGUGAAUGUAGAACUAGAUCUUUAUUUUCUCUCUUUAUCAAUAUAUCCUAGACUAUACUUAAAAAUAAUGGCCAAAUAUAUAGUAUUUGUAGUUCAUGGCAGUUAUAUACUGCUCCAUUAUUGUGUGUUCAGGGACUAACUUGUUUGUGGAAUGUGUUAAUUGCCCUUACAUGCUUUGGUCUUCCUAGUGCUCUCUUGUCUCAUGAUGAGUUAGGAAGUAAUCACGAUAAUUUUAUCAAAUGCAGUAAACACUGCAAGAAAAAGAACAAUGACAGCCUGUGAUGUAAACUAAUCUCUCUAGUAAAAUAAAAAGUAAUAGAGUUGACAUUAAAUUUCCCUAUAUUGAAAUCCCUCUUCAUGUCUGGCUGUGCUGUACAAUGUCUGUCAUUCCCUCCUUGUUAAUAUGACCAGUUAUUAUUUGUUAACUAUAAAGAUGUAUAUGAUUUAAUCAAUAAAAAUAUUUAAUUUAUUGUA